This is a messenger RNA of Syngnathus acus (greater pipefish), 2752 nucleotides long. Its product is annotated as SUN domain-containing protein 3-like. The coding region runs from base 352 to 1338 and encodes 328 amino acids. Lineage: Eukaryota; Metazoa; Chordata; Actinopteri; Syngnathiformes; Syngnathidae. The record is from RefSeq and is a predicted model, not a curated record. The transcript is spliced from 9 exons. Gene Ontology annotation, cellular component: nuclear envelope; meiotic nuclear membrane microtubule tethering complex. Gene Ontology annotation, molecular function: protein-membrane adaptor activity. Gene Ontology annotation, biological process: nuclear envelope organization.
CUGCUCCUCGCCUGCACGUGCACUCUCUUGCGCGCCUUGAGCCAAAGUGCGACGUCACGUUUCACAGGGCCGUCAGCUGGCGGUGACGCGCCAUGACGUCAACGACGCACGGUAGGUGAGGUGGCGACUGCUGAGGCGGCGGCGGCGGCCUUUGUAGCGCGCACGCGCUACGACGAAGAGCUUCUCCCAGGUGACCGGUACAAAAUGGCAGCCCCUCCCGAUUAGACGCCCAAGGCAGUAAAUUGGCAAAGCUCACGAGUCACGUUACGCACGCCACGGGAAUCUAACAACACAUCAAUCGACUCACAUGACACCGACAAGAAGACGGUGGGAAUCAACAAGUGCAAAUCCAUGAUAAGAAAAAGUUCUCGCCUGGAGUUAUCGGGCUAUUACAACAGCAACGGUCAGCCCGUCAUCUCGUACAAGGAGACGCCAUACAGGAAGCUGUGGACACGGAGCCGCGCUCAGCAGCGCCCCCGCAGGGUCGCCACGGACAACGCCAAGGAAGCCACCCCGCUGCCUGACUCUCCUGUUGAAGACGUCAGACCGGCACGCAGAGGAAAAGGACUGCUACGGUUGGCACGGAAUUACCUCAUCCCCAUCUUCAUCCCUGCACUCUGGAUCUUGUGCGAGCCCUUGGUCCGUCAGAUGGCGGGCGGCCCCGCUCCCUCCAACGCGAUGGCCGGACGUGGCAACGAGCUCUUGGAGGAGGUUUACACAGCGUACAACGAGCUCAAAGAGCUUCUGCACAUACGCAAAGAGGACCCGUCGUGGACCUCCAUUCCCAACUACGCACUCCAGUCGGCGGGUGCCCGGGUGCUGUGCAGCGCCUCGUCGCUGCCGUACAUGGCGAAAGCGUUCCGCGUGCCCUUCCUGGGCCUGGUGCGCGUGCCCUUCCUGGGCUGGAGGGGAAAUGUCCCCUAUGUCUCCCGGGCACGAGUGGUCAUUGAGGGCAAGUCGGAGCUGAAUCCGGGCGACUGCUGGGCCUUCGCCGGCCAGCAAGGCAACCUCACGGUGGCCCUCUCGCACCCGGUGCUGGUCACUAGCGUCACCCUCGGACACAUCACCAGAAGCAUCUCGCCCACCGGCGACAUCCCGCACGCGCCCAAGAAAUUCUUAGUCUAUGGUUUGGUGUCUUUGGAGUCGGCGGCCGUGGAACUGGGAAUGUUCAAGUAUGAGCGGAUUGGGCCCGUGUUCCAAAAUUUCCAAAUAUCGCUUCAGGGUGCACGGAGCUCUGGCGUCCUGAGGCGGGUGGGCGCGUCCCACCGUCGACACGCAACACAGCUGCGGACGCACCGCGGCGCUAAAUGGGGGAGCGCUCGCUGCAAGCGGACAUGACCUCGGCCCUGGUGUGGGCGGCCUUUCAGCCAUCGCCGGGUUUGGUUCAGCUCACCAGCAAGGCUGCACUUUCCAUACAGCAUGUGCAAUACUGUGUAUUUCUACUUUACUAGUUCUCACGCAUACAUGAUUCAAUGUGUUUUUCAAUCUCAAGUCACAAAGUGCGAUUGCUCGUUUGCUCAUCAUGAGUCGUAAUCAUAUUUGAUGGAAAAUGAAGACGGUUCGUGACUUUAAGUGGCGUGAUUCUUUUCUAAUCGUGCACCGGUCGAUGGCAUCGGUGGCUAAGCAUAGCAAGUUAUGGUUGCCUAGCAUGGUCGCUUGCCGCCAAAACCUCUCCGGGCCCUUUCCUUGCCCAAAAAAAAAAGAAGAAAAAUAAAUAAAUAAAAAUCGACGUCCUGUUCACUUUCGGGCCUUGGGUUCUAAACAUUGUUUAGCAUUUCUAUAGAACCCAACAAUGGCAAAAGGGACAAAGCACAUUUCACUCACUGCAGUCUUUGUGAGUUGCAGAAUCGAUUGCAAGACUUUUUUUUUUUUCCCCCAAUAAACGCCUCCUUUUACGCUUUCAUGUGAAGAAGCAUUUCAGGUUGCAUUUAUAUCUAUGGGGGGGGUGUCAGUGUUCUCUUCUCACUCCUGUUGGGUAAGACCUUGUAUAAAUUAAGGGGGAAUCACAACUUCAAAAUCUUAAACAUAAGAACAACCGUACAAAGUUUCUGUAUAACUAUAACCGGGGUCAAACUAGGGAACAGUUUAAGUGAGGAACUCAAGCAAAGUCCAAAUAUCGUCCACUUUAAAAAAGGUACAAAAAUAUGUUUAGCGGGUAUAAGGACUAAAAAUGCCAAAUGGCUACACAAAAGCAAAAAUGAAACAGAAAAAUGAGUUUGAAAGUGUCUACUUGUAGAUUUAUAUGUUGAAUCAUUUUAAUGGAUAAAGUGAGAAAGGGGUAGGAAUCUAAAAAGCUAUGCUUCCUCCUUUUCAACCAUUCUUUGUUAUUGAUUUUUUUCCAGUUUGUUGGUUUAUUGUUUGUUGUACGGCCUUACAUAUGGCACAUUAAAGUGUUAUUUGUUUUAUUUAAGUUAUUUUUACGUUUUAAAUAUGUUCAAAAUAAAGACAUCAAUCAAUAAGUGGAUUCAGACUGCCGCCAGGGAAUUUAAAAAAAAUUGCCAAGAUGUACUUGAGACAAAUGAGAAAUGUACAAGGGAAGACAUCAAAAGAUUGCGAUUUACUUAAACCAAGCAAGAUUUGCCAAGAAACAAAGCAAUUGCAAAUGAGCCUCUUGCACUGUGUGCUCGGCUCCCCCAACAUACAGUAUUUAAGCUUUCAUAGCUCAGACUUUUCUCACAUGGAUUGAAUGCAAGCUUAAUUAAGAUAGCUUAUUCUUUUGACACGAUACUAAGUUGACGCAUUUGUAGUUAAA